Pyrenophora tritici-repentis Pt-1C-BFP is the source of this 3297-nucleotide messenger RNA. NCBI's taxonomy places the organism in Eukaryota, Fungi, Ascomycota, Dothideomycetes, Pleosporales, Pleosporaceae. The record is from RefSeq and is a predicted model, not a curated record.
AUGCCCGUCGUUCCCAGCGACAAGCUGGUGUCACUUCAACAGGCGGCCGAUGGAAUUAGGAACAUCUGCAUUCUCGCCCAUGUCGACCAUGGCAAGACGUCACUCACAGACGCCCUCAUCGCCACCAAUGGCAUCAUUUCGCCCAAGCUCGCCGGCAAGAUCCGCUACCUCGACUCCAGGCCGGAUGAGCAGCUGCGCGGUAUCACCAUGGAGUCGUCGGCCAUUUCGCUAUACUUUUCACUACUCCGCCGGUCUGCGCCCGACGCCCAGCCCGAGCAAAAAGAGUUUUUGAUAAACUUGAUAGACUCGCCCGGUCAUAUAGACUUCAGCUACGAAGUCUCUACAGCAUCACGUCUGUGCGAUGGCGCCGUCGUGCUCGUAGACGCCGUAGAGGGCGUGUGUAGUCAGACCGUGACCGUGUUGCGCCAGACGUGGAUAGAGAAGCUCAAGCCUUUGCUCGUCAUUAACAAGAUGGACCGGCUAAUCACAGAACUGAAGAUGAGUCCAGGAGAGGCAUACACACAUCUGAGCAAGUUGCUCGAACAGGUAAACGCCGUCAUGGGCAGUUUCUAUCAAGGCGAGCGCAUGGAGGACGAUCUCCGGUGGCGCGAGAAGAUGGAAGAGCGACUAAACGCUGCAGCCGAAAAGACUGACACACGUUCAUCAUCCAUACAAGAGUCCGCUGAUAGCAUUGACAUGACCAACACGCCCGCUGAAUACGAAGAAAAGGACGACGAAGACAUUUACUUUGCCCCUGAGAAGAACAACGUCAUUUUUGGCAGUGCCAUUGACGGCUGGGCCUUUACGGUAAGACAGUUUGCGAGUCUGUAUGAAAAGAAAUUAGGCAUCAAACGUUCCAUCCUCGAAAAGGUACUCUGGGGCGACUUCUACUUAGAUCCCAAGACCAAGCGAGUGCUCAGUUCCAAGCAUCUUAAAGGCCGACAUCUGAAGCCCAUGUUCGUACAGCUCGUCCUAGACAACGUAUGGGCCGUCUACGAGGCUACUACGGGAGGUAGCAACGGGAAGGGAGAUCCUACCAUGGUCGAGAAGAUUACCAAGUCGCUCAAUCUCAAUGUCCCAGCACACAUUAUGCGGUCUCGCGAUCCGAGAGCACUCUUAAUGGCACUAUUUGCAGCGUGGCUGCCCUUGUCCACUGCCCUGUUGGUGUCUGUUACUGAGUACCUUCCUCCGCCUUCCAAAGCGCAAACCGAACGCAUGCCCGAUAUUAUCGAUAGCUCUCCUGGCGCCGACUACGUAGCUCCAGAAGUACGCGAUGCAAUGGUCAACUUCAACGCCUCCAAAGAUGCCCCCGUCGUGGCUUAUGUCAGCAAGAUGAUUUCCGUCCCGUCUAGCGAACUUCCACAAAACAAGCGGCGGGGCGGCGCACUCACGGCUGAAGAGGCAAGGGAGAUGGGUAGAAAGAAGAGAGCGGAGAUAGCACGGCAGCAGGCACUUGCAAACGGCGAGAAAGCAGAUGUCAGCAGCGUCACCGACGCUCUGGGCUCCACUACUAUCAGCGAGACUGAGACGCCUGUUGAAGAGACUCCUGUGCCUGAUGAAGAGGCAGAACAUUUGAUUGGAUUUGCCCGUAUGUUUUCGGGUACCCUUAGUGUUGGCGACGAGGUUUACGUUCUUGGACCGAAAUUCACUCCUGCAAAUCCUCACGCCGCUCCGGAGCCACAAAAGGUCAAAAUUACUGCUCUAUAUCUGAUGAUGGGACGUGGCCUCGAGCCUUUGACGACGGUACCCGCAGGUGUCGUUUUUGGUAUCGGUGGGCUCGAGGGCCACCUUCUGAAGUCUGGCACACUCUGUUCGCAGCUUCCCGGAUCGCUCAAUCUCGCUGGUAUUCAGAUGGGUAGUGAGCCUAUUGUGCGUGUUGCGCUAGAACCCGAGAACCCUUACGAUUUGGAUAAGAUGAUCAAGGGAUUGAAACUUCUCGUGCAGAGCGAUCCAUGUGCGGAGUAUGAGCAGCUGCCUAGCGGAGAGCACGUUAUUCUUACAGCCGGUGAGCUUCAUCUCGAGAGAUGUCUGAAGGAUCUCAAGGAGCGAUUCGCAAAGUGCGAGAUACAAGCUGGCGAACCAAUUGUACCGUACCGCGAGUCCAUUGUCGCCGCCGCUGAGAUGGCUCCGCUAAAAGACCCAAACCUUCCCCGAGGCACUGUCAUCGGAGAAACAGCAAGCAAGCACGUGUCCGUCAGGCUGCGAGUCCGCCCGCUCCCACAACCCGUAACCGAGUUCCUAAGCAAGAAUGCUGGUGCAAUCAAGAAGUUGUAUUCCGAACGCCGUGCUGAAGACGAAGGCGAACAUGCACCACACCGUGUUCACGGCGCCGAAAACGACGGCAUCCAAGAGGCAGAACAACGAGAAAUCGGCCAGAGUCUAAGUUUCGACGAGUUUAAGAAACAGCUCAAACAAGCUUUUGCAGAGGUCAAGGGUCAAAAGGAGAUUUGGACCGAUGUGAUUGAGAAAAUUACUGCAUUUGGACCGCGUCGUAUUGGCCCCAAUAUCCUCGUUGAUGCGACCAAAGAUGGGAUAUGUGGGAAAGCCCUCCGUGACUCCACCUCGCCCACCCCCGAAGAUACGCCCGAAACCACGUCAACCACAACCCUAACCCCCCACGUCUUCGCCUCCACAAUAGCUUACGCCUUCCAACUCGCCACCGCUCAAGGCCCCUGCUGCGCCGAGCCCGUCCAAGGCAUCGCCGUCUUCCUCGAAGACGUCACCCUCUCCCUCCCCCCCUCUUCCUCCGACUCCUCCGACGCAUCCGCCCACGACCGCGGCCGCCUAACCGGCGAAGUCAUAAAAGCCGUCCGCACAGCAAUCCACUCAGGCUUCCUCUCCUGGUCCCCACGCAUGCAUCUCGCAAUGUACAGCUGCGAAAUCCAAGCCUCAACCGACGUCCUCGGCCGCGUCUACGCCGUUCUCACACGCCGCCGCGGUACUAUUCUUUCGGAAACUUUGUCCUCUACUUCUUCGGCUAGUACCACGGGUUCUCAGACUUUCACUAUCAACGCGUUGUUGCCUGUAGCAGAGAGUUUCGGCUUCAGCGAUGAGAUUAGGAAGAGGAGCUCCGGUAGCGCGAGUCCGCAGUUGAGGUUCGCGGGCUUUGAGAUGUUGGAUGAGGAUCCGUUUUGGGUCCCGUUUACGGAGGAUCAGCUUGAGGAUUUGGGUGAGUUGGCGGAUAGGGAGAAUGUGGCGAAGAGGUAUGUGGAUAAGGUGAGAAGGAGGAAGGGGUUGAGGGUGCAGGGUGAGAAGGUUGUUGUUGAUGCGGAGAAGCAGAAGACGUUGAAGAGGUAG